AUGAAACCACUUGAAGAAAAAGCGAACAGGAAAAUUGACAGAAAGCUCCUCAAGCCUCAGGUGGAGAGACGUCGGAGAGAGAGAAUGAACCACAGUCUGGAGAGCCUGAGAACCCUGCUGCUGCAGGGACCACCAUCAACUCAUACAGGUGGUGUGACUCAGCGUAGAGUGGAGAAAGCUGAGAUCCUGGAACACACUGUUCUCUUUCUCCAGAACACUGGCGAUGGGGACAGGAAGAAAGGUGAGGAUGGAGAAAAGCAACAUCCCUUCCAGGAUGGCUUCUCAGGCUGCCUGCAGAGAGCUGCACACUUCCUGGGGAAAGAAGGGGAGGGCCUGCAGCUGGAGGCAGCACUGAACUCUACUUUCUCUGCUCGUCUGAACAGCCAUGCCUGUAUGAACACCGAAGUCCCGGCUAAAGCCCACUCUUCCAACUCUCUGCCCAGCACAACGUGCCACCAGUCCUCACACCUGAUGAAGAUACAGGAGUCCCACUACAGACAACAGCUUUGUGAAGUCUACAGGAGACAUCUGUCUCAUGCUCACAGAGCUUCACUCCAACAUGGAGAUCCCAAACCUCCCCAGCUGCCCCACAGACACGCUGCCAAAGAAGCCCAAUCCCAGAACCUCCCAGACAGUCAGUCUGUGUGGAGGCCUUGGCCAUGAUCUA
Salmo salar (Atlantic salmon) is the source of this 667-nucleotide messenger RNA. Lineage: Eukaryota; Metazoa; Chordata; Actinopteri; Salmoniformes; Salmonidae. The record is from RefSeq and is a predicted model, not a curated record.